Messenger RNA from Hansenula ciferrii, 1200 nucleotides. Its product is annotated as GNAT family N-acetyltransferase. The transcript has a single exon. Gene Ontology annotation, molecular function: acyltransferase activity, transferring groups other than amino-acyl groups. The record is from RefSeq and is a predicted model, not a curated record. Lineage: Eukaryota; Fungi; Ascomycota; Saccharomycetes; Phaffomycetales; Wickerhamomycetaceae. Bases 1 to 1200 code for a protein of 399 amino acids.
AUGAUUCAAAGACAAUUAUCAGAUUCAAGUACCCUCGUUGAUGAGCUUUUAUUAGAAGAAUCAACAGACCCAGAAGUUAUCAGAUACACUUACUUACAAAACUCAGAGGCAUGGAAGUACCGUUUAAGCACUGAAGAUUAUGUCAAAAGAGAAAUGUACCUACGUGAGGAGUCUAUGAUGUUAAAUAAUAAAACUGAGCCGCUAAUGGGUAUUCAUCUAUAUGUUUUAAGGAGAUCAUCAGAAUACUCCAAAACAUCGAGUAAAACUGACAAUAUUGUUGCCUCCCUGGAAGUCUUGAUCAGAAAAGCAUGGAGGGUUGAUGGCUCAAAUAAAGAGAACGCGUAUAUGGUUAAUUGUGCAACUGUUGGUAAUGUAUUCACUUUGAAAAACCAUAGAGGUCAAGGUUACGCAAGUGAAUUGAUGAAUAGAUUGAAUGUAAUUUUGGAUGAAAAACUUGGUCCGGGUGGGUUUUCUAAUCUCUAUAGUGAAGUGGGUUCUUUCUAUUCCAAAUUUGGCUUCCAAGAUAGACUUGUUAAAGUGAAUUAUAUUCCAUCUGACUUUAAUCUUGUGAAAUUAAAUGUUCAUAAAUUUUCAUUUUUGAGAUUAAAAAGUUAUGAUGAGCAUGUUGAGCUAGACUCCAGUAAUACUCUUAAUGAUUUAUUAGCUAGAGCUGAACAUUUAGGUAAAAAUGAUGUUGCUGUUUCCUUGAUUCCAAAACCAGAAAUUUUCCACCAAAUCAAUCUCAAAGAUCAAUUCAUUCAUAAUGCAUUAUACCCAAAAUCAACAAAAAAAGUUGAAAAUUUUGGUGUAAAAUUUCAAAAUACAAAUGAUCAUAUACUUUGGAAUCAUGAUUGGAAUCAGCGACUCUUGGUUAUAACAAAAGUUUUCAUUGAAGAUGAAGAAAAUAGUGAUGCUUAUAUAGAUAAAUUCUUAGAAUUGGUGUCACUUGCAUGCGUUGAAGCUCGAGCUCAUGAAUUAGCUAACGUAUCUAUUUGGUCCACUUCAAUGGCUAAAACUCAAGAAGUACAUUUUAAGCUUGUUAAAGUAUUGAGUGAGUUUUUUCAUCAUUUUGAUUACAAAUUUUCUGAUAUGUCUCUGAUAUCGCAUGGUGCUAUUAGAAUCAAUGAUCAAUUAGCCGCUGAGAAUAGUCAGAAUAAUAAAAUCGAAUGGGUGCAAAAUGAAAAAUGGUGUUGGUAUUGA